AUGGCCGUCUCAAUGCUGCACGCCCCUUCACGCGCCUCGACCUCGUCCACCACGUCGUCCUUUGUGCCCGUCUCGCGCCAGAACACAAUGUCGUCACACGAUGGCUCGCGCUCAGUGCGCCAGUCGAAGCGCUACUCGGUCACCGCACUGUAUCUGUCCAUGUCCGCCAAGGACAAGGAACUCGAGAUCGAGGACGAUCUCGCCAGAGCCCAGAAGAUACUGCGAGAGCUGAAGACCAAGAUCUCGUCGCAGUCGAAGAAGAACUUCGUCCUCGAGAAAGACGUCCGCUACCUCGACUCUCGGAUAGCGCUCCUUAUCCAGAACCGCAUGGCGUUGGAAGAGCAAAACGAAGUUGCAAGCCAUCUUGAAGACGGUCUCGAGCUGCAAGAGGGCUCCUUCCCCAACGACGAGAAAACACAGAAAUACGGCAAUCUUCUGUUUCUGCUGCAGUCAGAGCCACGACACAUCGCCCAUCUUUGCCGACUUGUCUCAAUGGCUGAGAUUGAUGCCCUGCUCCAAACAGUCAUGUUCACAAUCUACGGAAACCAGUACGAGAGCCGUGAGGAGCAUUUACUUCUUACCAUGUUCCAGUCGGUGCUCACAUACCAAUUCGACAACACACCAGACUACAGCUCGCUGCUGCGUGCCAACACACCCGUGUCUCGUAUGAUGACUACAUACACAAGGAGAGGUCCCGGUCAGAGCUAUCUUAAAGUUGUGCUGCAGGACAGCAUUAACUCUUUAAUUGAGUUGAAGGAUCUCGACCUGGAGAUCAACCCGCUCAAGGUGUAUGAAAAGAUGGUCAGCGAACUGGAAGAGCAAGGAAACCUGCCUCCACACCUUCCAAAGGGCGUCACAGCAGAGCAGGCCGCAGAGAACGAAAAGGUCCAGCAGAUCAUUGCGCCCCGACUGAACAUGCUCAUGGAGAUUGCCAACAACUUCCUCUCGACUAUCAUCAAAGGUCUAGAGGAGACCCCGUACGGUAUUCGCUGGAUCUGCAAACAGAUUCGCAGCUUGUCACGACGAAAGUACCCGGAUGCGCAGGACCAGACAAUCUGCACGCUCAUCGGCGGCUUCUUCUUCCUACGCUUCAUCAACCCUGCCAUUGUCACGCCACGGUCAUACAUGCUGAUCGAUGCAACACCAGCCGAAAAUCCAAAGCGCACACUUACGUACGUUGCAAAGAUGCUGCAGAAUUUGGCCAACAAGCCCUCAUACGCGAAGGAGCCGUACAUGGCCAAGCUCCAGCCUUUCAUCCACCAAAACAAAGACCGCAUCAACAAGUUCCUUCUUGAUCUUUGCGAAGUACAGGACUUCUACGAGACCCUGGAGAUGGACAACUACGUGGCGUUGUCCAAGAGAGAUCUUGAACUGUCCAUCACUCUCAACGAAGUCUAUGCAACGCAUCAACUGCUGGAGAGGCAUGCGACGGAGUUGGUAAGCUCAAAGCUUGCGCGAAGGGACGACGCCAAGGAUAAAGUUACUGACUUGCUUCAGGCAAGAGAUGACAGUUCACAUCUUGGUGUGAUACUUCAGGAACUUGGGCCAGCACCGGCCCAGCUCCCACGUAAGGAGAACAGGGCGAUCAAUCUGCCAUUGUUCAGCAAGUGGGAGACACCGCUUGACGAUCUUACUGCGGCGCUUGACAUUACUCAGGAGGAGAUUUACUUCAUGGAGGCGAAAGGCACGUUCGUCAUGAUCUUGCGCUCGCUUCCUCCCCACACUUCGGUCACUCGGAGACCGUUGAGACUUGACAGGAUUGCCGAGGCAGCUGCGACGACGAAGAACGACUCGAUCAUGGUGAAGAAGGGCAUCCGCAGCAUGGAGCUGCUCAGUCAACUGCAAGAUCUAGGUGUUAUUGACAAAGAGGAUGGCUUCUCUCUACUUAGAGAUGAAGUCGAGCAGGAGUUGGUACACCUGGGAUCCAUGAAGGAGAAGACGAUCGAAGAGACAAGAAAGCUCGAGGAAGUCUAUCGGACCAUACGCGACCACAACAACUAUCUCGUGGGGCAGCUGGAAACAUACAAAUCCUACCUCCACAACGUUCGGAGUCAGUCAGAAGGGAAGACUAGGAAGCAGCAGAAACACCAGGUCCUGGGUCCCUACAAGUUCACACAUCAACAGCUGGAGAGAGAAGGAGUCAUCCAGAAGAGCAACGUCCCCGAGAACAGGCGGGCAAACAUCUACUUCAACUUUACGAGUCCGCUCCCAGGGACGUUUGUCAUCUCAUUGCACUACAAGGGCCGCAAUCGCGGCCUUCUCGAACUGGACCUGAAGCUGGACGACCUCCUCGAAAUGCAAAAGGACAAUCAAGAAGACCUUGACCUGGAAUACGUCCAAUUUAACGUUUCGAAGGUGCUUGUUCUGUUGAACAGGCGCUUCGCGCGAAAGAAGGGAUGGUAG
This is a messenger RNA of Ascochyta rabiei, 2403 nucleotides long. RefSeq names its product RasGAP protein. Gene Ontology annotation, cellular component: cell cortex. Gene Ontology annotation, molecular function: GTPase activator activity; protein binding. The record is from RefSeq and is a predicted model, not a curated record. Gene Ontology annotation, biological process: regulation of GTPase activity; regulation of actin cytoskeleton organization. Lineage: Eukaryota; Fungi; Ascomycota; Dothideomycetes; Pleosporales; Didymellaceae. Bases 1 to 2403 code for a protein of 800 amino acids. The transcript has 4 exons.